AUGUGGCACAGCGGGCAUAGCACCGAGGAUGACCCUGGCGUGGACGCCCUCUUCCCUGGAUCUGGCAGCGUCGGAUGGCCUGCGCUGGCAGCGGAGCAUGGAGGCCGUGACGGGGGAGAGGGGCGCCCCGCGACGUCGGACGUCGGCCGGGUGCUGGGCCCCAACGCCGAGGCCUGGUGGUCCUUCGACACGCGCCACAUCAGCGUCUCCGACGUCCAGAUCCUGGGCGACAGCCAGGGGGGCAGGAGCGAUGCGGGCGUGUACUGGAUGUUCACGGCCGGAGGGAUAGAGACCUCCGACGAGCCCAGUGGGACCGUGCUCCCCGUGGGUCAAUCGGGCGAGUGGGACGCCCAUUUCAUCGCCGGGCCGCAGGUGGUGGCGGCUGGCCCGAACGACCUGAGGAUGUACUACUAUUCGUGGGACGAGGGCCUGGGCCGCUUUGUGAUUGGCCUGGCUCGCUCCGAGGACGGUUUUCGGUGGAAGAAGACGGGUCCCAUCUUCCAGGGAGGAGAGGGCCAUGACGCCGCGGGGGCGACGGCGCACUGCGUGGUCCAGGACCUGGAUUCCCGCGCUUUUUUCAUGUUCUACGAGGCCGUGGCCGCCGACAACACCCGCUCCAUCGGCUUGGCGGUGUCGCCCGACGGUCUGGGCGACUGGCAGCGUACCCCGGACCCCAUCCUCCGAAGCGGGCGGCGAGGGCGCCUGGGACGAGGGGUCCGGGAAAACUGGGCGCUGCUGAUCGCCGGGAGCAAUGGCUGGGGGAACUACCGACAUCAGGCUGAUGUCGCACAUGCCUACCAGGUGCUCCUUCGCGGCGGCAUCAAGGAGGACAGGAUUAUCGUCAUGAUGUUCGAUGACGUCGCGCGGCACCCCAUGAACCCCCACCCCAACAAGCUGUUCAACGCGCCUGGUGGGCCAGACGUCUACCAAGGCCUCCGCGUGGAUUACAGCGGCACCGCAGUCAAUGCCCUGAACUUCCUGGCGGUGCUUGCCGGCAACCGCUCCGGCAUCGAGAUCAGCAGCAUCGCCAACGGCCGGGUGCUGGAAAGCGGGCCCCAGGACCAUGUCUUUGUCUACUACAGCGACCACGGUGCGCCCGGCAUUGUCGGCAUGCCCUCCGGCCCCUUCCUCUUCGCCGAUCAGUGGCUGUCCGUCAUCAAGUCUCGCUCCGGCGUCGGCUACGAGCACAUGGUCAUCUACCUGGAGGCCUGCGAGUCUGGGUCCAUGUUCGAGGGCCUGCUGCCCGAGGACAUCUCGGUCUUUGCCACCACGGCGGCCAACGCGCGCGAGUCGUCGUGGGGCACCUACUGCCCCGGCCAGAGCCCCAGCCCCCCGCCCGAGUUGCUCACCUGCCUGGGCGACCUGUACAGCGUGGCCUGGCUGGAGGACGCCGACGAGGCCAACCUGAGCGUGGAGACGCUGAAGGAGCAGUUCCAGGCGGUGCGCCUGCGCACCUCCCAGAACUUCACCUACCAGCAGGGCAGCCACGCGCAGCGCUUCGGCCAGCUCAGCAUGGGCACGCAGUCCGUGGCGGAGUACCUGGGCGACGCCGAGCAGGGGCCAGCCGCGUGGGGCCACGCCGGGGCCGGGGCGUGGGUGGGUGCCCAGGUGGCCGACGCCGGCGCCGAGUCUUCUCGGCGCCGGCGCCUCGGUCCCCAGGGCGCUGUGCCGCAGCGCGACGCCGACCUGGCGCCGCUGUACGCGGCGGUGUGGCGCGAGGGACCGGCAAACAGCGCCAAGCGCGCUGAGGCGGAGCGCGCGCUGGCGGCCGCGCUGGGGGCGCGGGCGGCGCUGGACGCGCGCGUGGCGAGGGCGGUGGGCGCCGUGGCUGACGGGCGGCGCUCGGCUGCGCGGCGGGGCGCGGCGGGACGCAAGGGCGCCCCCUCGGCCGGCCUGGGCGCCGCGCCCGCCUUCUACGCCCCAGACCUGCUCUACGCAGGGGAGCUGCCGGGGCGGGAGGGGCGGCCAGUGGUGGACGACUGGGACUGCCUCAGGACCAUCGUGAUGAGUAACGACAAGAUGCACCCCCUGCAGGACAUGGUCGGGGCCUGGGAGGGUGUGUGCGGGGCGCUGGACCAGUAUGGCAUGCGGCACAGCAGGGCCUUUGCCAACCUGUGCAACGCCGGCGUGCGGCCCGCGGAGCUGGGGACCGCGGCCGCGCUGGCGUGCACCGACGCCGACGUCGCCUGA
This is a messenger RNA of Auxenochlorella protothecoides, 2190 nucleotides long. RefSeq names its product Vacuolar-processing enzyme beta-isozyme. The record is from RefSeq and is a predicted model, not a curated record. Bases 1 to 2190 code for a protein of 729 amino acids. Gene Ontology annotation, molecular function: cysteine-type endopeptidase activity. The transcript is spliced from 11 exons. Lineage: Eukaryota; Viridiplantae; Chlorophyta; Trebouxiophyceae; Chlorellales; Chlorellaceae. Gene Ontology annotation, biological process: vacuolar protein processing.